Molecule: messenger RNA, 1674 nt
Organism: Apiotrichum porosum
Lineage: Eukaryota; Fungi; Basidiomycota; Tremellomycetes; Trichosporonales; Trichosporonaceae
Exons: 9
Coding region: 1-1674 (557 amino acids)
Molecular function (GO): oxidoreductase activity; NADP binding; NAD binding
Source: RefSeq, a predicted model, not a curated record
AUGGCAGGAUAUGUCACGUUUGUCGGCCCGCCCGACGAGAAAGUCAAACACCUAUUGAAAUCCGCUGGUAUUCUUACAUUCGGCACAGUUACCGAACCCAAGUUGGUGAUAGCGACAAAUGAGUCUGUUCUGCAAGGCCUCCCCCAGCGUGUGGCUGGAUCUUCCGCUUGUGUUGUGCUCUACGGCCGAUUUACAGUUGCUUCUGUCGAGAAGAUCGUCAAGGAGCAUGGAAAGGACUACAACAUCACAGUCGUUAGCAGCCUCCACGGCCCUGAGCAACUGAACGUUGUGUCUGGCUACCAUGCGGCCGAACUCAAUUCUGUCCUCAACGCCUUCGGCAAGCAUGAAUAUCUUGGCAGCAACCCAGUCUGGGCGGCUAUGCUGAGCCUAACCGAGCGCCACCUGUACGCGGUACAGACGAUACUUGCUGCCGAGUCCCUGGCAAUCGGGGCUAAAGCUGGGUUGGACACCCAGAUUCUCUACGAUGCCAUUUGUGGUGUUGCAGGGUCCUCCUGGGCCUUAAAAUCGUGCGGGCCUGACAUGCUGCAUGCAUCGGAGAGCACUGCUGGAGUGACUGUUGAAGCUGCUUUGGCGGAUCUGACGGAGUCCUGCCUUUCGGCGAAAACGUACGCUCUACAGAUGCCACUCGCCUCCAUGUCUCGCCAACUCCUUGUCACCGCGGGUUCACUCGGCCUCGCCCGUAAGAACAUUGCCGCAGUUGCGAAGGUGUACUCCCAGCUGGGUCACAUAUGCCUGGCGCCCACCGGUUCAAAGUCUUCGCAGCUGGCCACCUGCACCGCGAAGCCGAACAAAGUGGCGUUCAUCGGCCUGGGCGCAAUGGGGCUGGGAAUGGCAAAUGUUCUUCUUCAGGCGGGCUUCAACGUCCACGGCUUUGACGUUUAUCCUCCUUCCAUUGACAAAUUUAUCGCAAUGGGAGGCAAAGGAAGCAGUAAUAUUGCCGAAGCAGUCAAAGGCGCCGAAGUUGUUGUCCUUAUGGUUGUUAACGCCGUCCAAGCCGCCGAUGUGCUGUUCCGAUUGGGAGCCGCAAAUGCAAUGUCACCCGGGGCUGUAAUCUGUCUCAUGUCUACCGUGUCCCCUUCGGCAGCCAUUGAACUGGAUGCCAAAGUACAGGCCCUUGGCCUGGGACUCGGAUUUAUCGAUUGCCCAGUAUCCGGGGGCACCUCCCGAGCUGCCAUUGGUGACCUGACUAUUCUCGCCAGUGGUCGCGACAAGGAUGUCACCACCGCGCUAGCUGUUCUUCAGGCUCUGAGUGGCGCGAAGGGCAAUAACAGCAAUCUCUUCGUCGUCGAUGGCGGGGUAGGGAAGGGUUCGGCCGUCAAACUUGUCAAUCAGCAUCUCGCCGCCACACAAAUCAUCUCCACUGCUGAAGCUCUCGCCCUUGUUGCGGAGCAGGGAAUUCCACUCAAACAUGCCCACACCAUUCUGCAGCGCUCUGCGGGCAACUCGUGGAUGCUCGGAGACCGCGGAGGCAAAAUGCUCGCGGGCCUCAUUACCCCGCCAACCUCGACCGUAACAAUCUUUGUCAAGGACGCCAGCAUAGUUGUCGAUGAAGCCCAACUGCUUGGCGUCCCGGCAUUCAUGGCGGUUACCGCACAGCAACAGUUUAUUGCCGGCGUCGCACGUGGCUGGGGUGGGCACGACGACUCGAGGUGA